Molecule: messenger RNA, 1707 nt
Organism: Penicillium daleae
Lineage: Eukaryota; Fungi; Ascomycota; Eurotiomycetes; Eurotiales; Aspergillaceae
Product: zinc knuckle domain protein
Exons: 2
Coding region: 1-1707 (568 amino acids)
Molecular function (GO): nucleic acid binding; zinc ion binding
Source: RefSeq, a predicted model, not a curated record
AUGUCGGAUUCUGGAGACGAGGCCGACUCGCGUACGGCCUCGUUCGGUGCCCAGCGCGGCCGCAAAAAUACUCCUUCCUCCCGAGCCCAGUCCGGCGAUGACUCGCGUCCCACGAAAAAGCGCCGCCGCAACAGAUCCCGCACGGCCAGCGAUCUCAGCGAUUUUGUGCCCAAGGGCGCGUCCUUUAGCGCCAUUGCGUUGGAGGUUGACCCUGAUGAUACUUCUAGUUCUGGGUCGGACUCGGAGAGCGCAUCGGACAAGUCUGAGGCGCCGGCUGAAACCCUGCCCGCCAACCCCCAUGCGGGCAGUACUGCGCCGGCGAUCAGUUGGAACCAGGGAAGAAAGACGGCGGUGAGAACGACUCUUGGGAAGCGCAAGGCGGGAUCGCAAGCCCCAUCGCAGUCUGUAUCCCAGCCUCAGACGGAGGCGCAACCGCAACCAGAGCCGCAGACUAUUGGAAGUACCGCGAAUAGUGGGGUGAAUGGAACCUCUGCGAAGCAAUUUAAAGCUGUCAACGGUGCAUACUGGCGCAGUCGCAGUGCAUCUGUGUCAUCCGAAGAGAAUGUCUCAGAAGAAGGCGAGGUCAACUCCGGGAGUGAAUCGGAUGAUUCAGAGCUGGACUCCGAAGCCGAUGACUCGCUUAUGCUCAAUAUUGGCACCAAGGGAGAUGGGACGGAUGACUAUGAUCCAGAGAAUCUGCUGAUGGGGAAUGGCCCCACCAAUAGACAACCAAAUGGGAGUGGUGCACGGCAUCUCCGAGAUGCUACCCAAGUACAAACUGAGUCCAAGGAGGAGGCCUUCAAGCGAUUCUCCAAGAAGUAUCCGACCGCGCCUGUCACCCUACUGGACUUGCAGCAGGACGAUAUGGAUAUCCAGGCUAAAUUUGUAUACUGGGAUCGAGACGUCAAUGCCAUCGAUCUCCAGCUUCCGGUUGGCUGCAUCGAGUGUCUUCGUCAGGGCCACAUGGCCGAAGUGUGUCCCACCAAAGAGUGUGUCCACUGUGGAGCGUGGAACACCCACCAAAGCACACAAUGCCCCUCAUGGCGAAGAUGUAAACGCUGCCGGGAACGCGGUCAUGUCGAAGGCGAUUGCCCCUCCGCCCUUAAAAGCUCCGCCGCCGAGGUCCCCUGCGACCACUGUGGCUCCUCAACACAUACAGAGUCCGACUGUGACCACCAGUAUAGCCUCCCGAUGCGGGAACCCCUCUCCCAAACCAUAACCGUCUCCAUCUCCUGCGCUCACUGCACAAGUGAUGCCCACCUAAUCGGAGACUGCCCGCAACUACCUCCAGACCUCCAACAAAGGACCGCAUGUUUCACCCUCAAGGACAUUGAUCCUGCCACCGUGACCAAUCUGAACGUAAAAGCAUCGUCCAGAAAGGCUCCCCCUCCACCACCGAGUUACCAACGUGGCAAGGGACGUCGCGGUGGUGGUGCUGGUAGUGGUGCACGUACGCCAUCUUCAACCAGUGAAGAAGACAUGAUGCCUCGUAAAGGCGCUCGAAAGGGCCCGCCUCCGGCUCGGGGCCGGGGUCGCGGGGCGAUCAAGUUUGGUAGCGGUGUUGGGUCUGGUCAGCCACGACAUAAACCACCACCACUCCUCCAUCCGAAGGGCCCGCCUUCUCGAGGGGGUGGAAAUAGUGGUGGUGGUGGAAAUCGUGGCCGUGGUCGAGGGCGCGGUGGGAAGGCCCGAGGUGGGCGGCCCUGA